Molecule: messenger RNA, 3714 nt
Organism: Raphanus sativus (radish)
Lineage: Eukaryota; Viridiplantae; Streptophyta; Magnoliopsida; Brassicales; Brassicaceae
Product: transposon Tf2-1 polyprotein
Exons: 2
Coding region: 1-3714 (1237 amino acids)
Biological process (GO): DNA integration
Molecular function (GO): nucleic acid binding; RNA-DNA hybrid ribonuclease activity
Source: RefSeq, a predicted model, not a curated record
AUGGGAGGAUCCCCCCUCUGCGGUGACUCCGUCAGAGCAGUCAAAGACUACAGGCGACAAGCCGUUACCUCCAGACGUUGGCCUUCGUCUGCUGGAGACGACCAUCAAAUAACAUUUUCCAACGCCGACGCACGGGGCGUCCACAUGCCUCACAACGAUCCACUCCUCGUCGACAUCGGGAUCGGAGAAUGUCAAGUCACCAAAGUCUUGAUCGAUACCGGGAGCUCGGUCGAUCUCAUCUUCCGCCACACGCUGGAUAAGAUGGGCGUUGAUCUGCAGAACAUGAAACCAUCUUCUCGCACCCUUACCGGAUUUAACGGAGCUUCGGAGCAGAUGCUCGGUACGAUACGCCUCCCCGUCUAUGCAGGAGACAUCGUUCGCACGGUGAAAUUCUCCGUUAUACAAGCCAGAGCGCCGUAUAACGCGAUUCUUGGCACCCCCUGGCUCCAUGCAAUGAGAGCCAUUCCGUCGUCUUACCACCAGUGUGUCAAGUUCCCGGGCAAGGACGGCAGCACGCAAACCAUCCGAGGAGACCAGCAGGCCGCGAGAGAAAUACUCAUUGCAACGGUGAAACUCCAGCAAUCCGUAUCCCUCAUCAACUCCGUCUCCAAACCUAUCCAUAAAGUAUACCCUCAGAAGGAAGAAAUCCGCGAGGUCCCGCUCGACGUAAACGACCCGACAAAGGUCGUACGAAUCGGCGCUUUUCUCUCGGAUGAAAUGCAAACCCAGAUCACCUCUUUUCUCCGAGAGAAUGCCUCAACAUUCGCCUGGUCCGCAGCAGACAUGAAGGGAAUCGAUCCGACUAUAACCUCGCACGAGUUGAACGUCGACCCCACUUUCAAACCAAUCCGGCAGAAAAGGCGUAAACUCGGGCCCGAUCGAUCGAAAGCAGUCAACGAGGAAGUAGACCGAUUACUCGCAGCAGGAUCCAUCACCGAGGUCCGGUACCCCGAGUGGUUAGCAAAUCCGGUUGUCGUCAAAAAGAAAAACGGGAAGUGGCGUGUCUGCGUAGAUUUCACCGAUCUCAACAAGGCAUGCCCGAAAGACAGCUACCCACUCCCCCAUAUCGAUCGACUGGUCGAGUCAACAGCAGGCAACGAACUGCUUACCUUCAUGGAUGCCUUCUCGGGGUAUAAUCAAAUAAUGAUGCACCCCGACGACCGAGAGAAGACCGCUUUCAUCACUGAUCGGGGAACCUACUGCUACAAGGUCAUGCCUUUCGGCCUGAAGAACGCUGGAGCGACUUACCAGCGCCUCGUCAAUAAGAUGUUUGCUGACAGACUGGGCAACACCAUGGAAGUAUACAUCGAUGACAUGCUAGUCAAAUCGCUUCACGCGAGCGAUCACCUCGACCAUCUGCGCGAUUGUUUCACGACGCUAAACGAGUAUGGGAUGAAACUCAACCCGGCCAAAUGCACAUUCGGCGUCACCUCGGGCGAGUUCCUCGGAUACAUAGUGACCCAGCGAGGCAUCGAGGCCAACCCGAAGCAGAUAUCAGCAAUCCUCGACCUACCCAGUCCAAAGAACAGUAGAGAGGUGCAGCGUCUAACGGGCAGAAUCGCGGCCCUCAACAGGUUUAUCUCCCGAUCAACCGACAAGUGUCUUCCUUUCUACGAGUUGUUGCGAGGGAACAGACGAUUCGUAUGGGACGAUAAGUGCGAAGAGGCAUUCUCUCAACUCAAGCAAUACCUCACUACACCCCCAGUCCUCGCGAAACCGGAAGUCGGUGAUAUCCUGUCUCUUUAUAUCGCAGUCACUUCUUCAGCAGUUAGCAGCGUCCUCAUCCGAGAAGACCGAGGCGAACAGAAACCCAUUUUUUACAUCAGCAAACGCAUGACCGAAGCGGAAACCCGCUACCCAACUCUGGAGAAAAUGGCCCUUGCUGUCGUUACCUCGGCUCGUAAACUCCGCCCCUACUUCCAGUCACACAGUAUCGAGGUUCUCUCCAACCAGCCUCUACGGACGGUGAUGCAGAACACGAAUCAGUCAGGAAGAUUGACUAAAUGGGCAAUGGAACUUAGCGCUCACGACAUAACGUACAAGAACCGCACAGCGGCCAAGUCACAAGUCCUUGCUGAUUUCCUCAUCGAGCUCACGCCAGAGCUCGAACAAGACCUCGUCCUACCCAGUAACAACUGGAUAUUGCACGUGGACGGUUCCUCCACGAACAAAGGCUCGGGCGCAGGCGUCCAGUUGCAGUCGCCAACCGGAGAAUUGAUCCGACAAUCCUUCACCUUCGGUUUUAACGCUUCAAACAACGAGGCAGAAUACGAGUCUCUCAUUGCGGGACUCCGUCUCGCCCAAGCAGUCAAAGUUAAACGACUAAGCGCGUAUUGCGACUCCCAGCUUGUCGUCAGUCAGUACCACGGAGAUUACGACGUACGAAACGACCGAAUGGAUUCCUACCUUCGCAUCGUCCAAGACCUAGCCAAAGGUUUCGAGUUCUUUGAACUAACGAAAGUCCCCCGUGGGGAGAACAUCUGCGCAGACGCUCUCGCUGCCCUCGGUAGCAAGCUCCACGAUCAAGUAAAGCGGACGAUUCCAAUCCACCGAAUCGAGAAGCCCAGCAUUGAUCAGGAAGGAGGGACCGUUGCUUCGGUCACCGAAGCGGCAUCUCCCAUUGACGAUUCCCCCACGAUGAUUGACGAUGAUCAAACAACCGACUGGCGUCUCGAGUUCAUUAACUUCCUCGCCCAUGGAACGUUACCCACGGAUAAAUGGGAAGCAAGGCGAUUAAAGCGACGCAGCGCGCAUUACGUCGUCACCGAAGGUGAGCUCCACCGAUGGACCGCCACUAAAGUUCUCCUCAAAUGUAUCCAUGGCGAACAGACGAGGCUCGUUAUGGCCGAAACCCACGAAGGCGCGGCAGGUAAUCACUCAGGAGGACGAGCUCUCGCUCUGAAAAUCAAGAAUCUCGGUUUCUACUGGCCGUCAAUGAACACGGACUGCGACUCCUACGUUCGCCACUGCGACAAAUGCCAACGCCACGCUUCUACGAUCCACAGUCCGACCGAACUCCUCCGAACCAUGACCGCACCAUACCCUUCAUGCGGUGGGGAAUGGACAUCAUUGGCCCAUUGCCGAACUCCAGAGGCAUACGCAAACGUCACCGACAAAGAAGUACAGAAGUUCGUCUGGAAAAACAUCAUUUGCCGUCACGGACUUCCUUAUGAAAUAGUCACCGACAAUGGAUCCCAAUUUAUCUCGCACAACUUCCGUGAGUUCUGUGAGAAAUGGAGAAUCCGUCUCAACACCGCGACCCCGAGGUACCCGCAGUGCAACGGCCAAGCCGAGUCGACGAACAAAACCAUCAUCGAUGGUCUGAAGAAACGACUCGACCUGAAAAAGGGAUGCUGGGCAGACGAACUAGACGGCGUUCUAUGGUCUCACCGAACGACACCUCGGGGAGCAACGCAAGCUACCCCCUUUUCGCUGGCAUACGGAGUCGAGGCAAUGGCACCAGCCGAGUCAACGUCACCAGCUUACGACGCUCCAAGAUGCCCCUUCACGGUGAGAUCAACCGAGACAUGCUCCUCGACGCUCUGGACAACAUCGAGGAAAAACGCGAUCAAGCGCUUCUCCGUAUCCAGAAUUACCAGAACCAGAUCGAAAGCUAUUAUAAUAAGAAGGUUCGAUCCCGCCCUCUCGAACUCGGAGACCUCGUCCUACGCAAAGUGUUCGAAAACACUAAAGAGUGGAAAGCCGGCAAGUUAG